This is a messenger RNA of Capsella rubella, 5370 nucleotides long. RefSeq lists its product as uncharacterized. NCBI's taxonomy places the organism in Eukaryota, Viridiplantae, Streptophyta, Magnoliopsida, Brassicales, Brassicaceae. The record is from RefSeq and is a predicted model, not a curated record. Gene Ontology annotation, molecular function: zinc ion binding; nucleic acid binding.
AUGAAGUUCUGUCUAAGAAAGAGGUAUGUGCCUACUUAUUUCCAUAGGGACUUACAACGUUUUCGUAAGUUGGUGCAGGGAAAUAAGACGGUCGAAGAAUACUAUGAGGAAUUUGAGCAGCUUAUCAACCGGUUGGAGACCGAAGAGUCGGAGGAGACUCUCAUGGCUCAAUUCAUAGAAGGACUUCAAGACCGAAUCUCUCGCAAGGUGGAAAGGCAACCCUAUCAUGACUUGCAAGAAGUUGUGCACUUGGCUAUUCAAGCCGAACAACAUAUUAAGCGAAAGGUGGCGGCCGUUAGCCGAGUUAAAGUCAAUCCGUGGACUCCGGGAAGUUCUAAGCCACCGGAAAAAGGCAAAGCGAUCGAGGUGGACUCGCGGUUUAAGAAGAAUACGGUGGAAAACUCCAAGGCUCCAAUCCGACCGGAAGCAAGUAAAGCCGUCUCUACUAACCGUUCUCGGGAUAUAAUUUGUUUUAAAUGUCAGGGGCGCAGACAUAUGGCGAGGGAAUGCCCCAACCAACGAGUCAUGAUCAUAACAACCAACGGUUACGAGUCCCAAGAUGAACCGGAGGAAGAUACUAGCGACCCAGACGACGGAAUUGAAUACCCGGACGUAGGUGAACUUUUGGUCAUUCGUCGGGUGCUCAACAUGACGGUUAACCCGGAAGAAACCGUACAACGGGAAAACAUAUUCCAUACAAGAUGCACCGUGAACAACAAGGUAUGUAGUCUUAUUAUAGACGGUGGUUCUUGUACUAACGUGGCUAGCAAGUUAUUGGUUGACAAGUUAGGUCUACCCACGAGAAAGCAUCCGCGACCGUAUCGACUAAGGUGGCUUAAUGACACCGGGGAGCUUAAGAUCGCUGAACAAGCCACGGUGACCUUUAGUAUAGGCAAGUAUCACGACGAAGUCUUAUGUGAUGUUGUGCCUAUGCAAGCCGGGCAUCUCCUACUUGGAAGACCGUGGCAAUACGACCAUGAAACCUUGCAUAACGGGCGUACCAACUACUACACGUUCAUGCAUAACAAGCGGAAGGUUACUUUAGCCCCACUCACACCCUCCGAGGUAAAAGAUUUACAACGACUAGAGUGUCUAGAAUUGCCCGCCGAAGUAGGUACCAUACUUAAGCAAUUUGAAGACGUAUUUCCCGAAGAAAUUCCAUCCGGCUUACCUCCGAUCCGUGGAAUCGAACACAAAAUUGAUCUCGUCCCCGGAUCCGCCUUACCAAACCGGCCCGCAUAUAAGAUGAACCCUACGGAGGCUAAGGAGUUAGAAUCACAAAAAGACGGGACGUGGAGAAUGUGCGUGGACUGUCGGGCUAUCAACAACAUUACCAUCAAGUACCGACACCCAAUACCUUGCCUCGACGACAUGUUAGAUGAACUUGAUGGAGCCACUAUCUUUUCGAAGAGUGGGUAUCACCAAGUUCGCAUGAAAGAAGGAGACGAAUGGAAGACCGCAUUUAAAACCAAGCAAGGCCUCUACGAGUGGCUAGUCAUGCCGUUCGGUCUCACCAAUGCCCCUAGUACGUUCAUGCGACUCAUGAACCAUGUCUUAAGGGCCUACAUUUGUAAGUUUGUAGUCGUUUAUUUCGAUGACAUUCUUAUUUAUAGCCGGAACUUAUCCGAACACUUAUCACACCUUGAGCAAGUUCUUGAGACUCUCCGCAAGGAAGAACUCUAUGCUAACCUCAAGAAGUGUGUGUUUUGCACUGAUCAACUAGUCUUUUUAGGUUUUGUUGUAAGUUCACAGGGCAUACAGGUUGAUCAAGAAAAGAUUAAAGCCAUAGAAGAAUGGCCGACUCCCACUACCAUUGGCCAUGUUAGAAGCUUUCAUGGUUUGGCUAGUUUUUAUAGUCGUUUUGUGAAGGACUUCAGCACCGUAGCUGCACCCCUUACCGCCGUGAUCAAGAAGCAUGUGGCGUUUUCGUGGGGAGAAGCUCAAGAGAGAGCCUUCCGGGAGCUUAAAGAUCGUUUAACGCAUGCUCCUAUUUUAGCUUUACCUAACUUUGACAAAACUUUUGAGGUUGAAUGUGAUGCUUCAGGAUUAGGUAUUGGAGCGGUGCUUACCCAGGGAGGACGCCCUAUAGCUUACUUUAGCGAGAAGUUAAGCGGAGCUACACUCAAUUAUCCGACGUAUGAUAAGGAGCUUUAUGCAUUGGUCCGAUCGUUGGAAGUUUGGCAACAUUACUUGUUAGCCAAGGAAUUUGUGAUCCAUACCGACCAUGAGACGUUGAAGCACCUUCGAGGCCAAACUACGCUAAAGAGAAGGCAUGCACGGUGGCUAGAGUUCGUAGAGACUUUUCCGUACAUCAUCAAGUACAAGAAAGGAAAGGAAAACAUUGUAGCCGAUGCACUUUCACGUCGACAUGCUCUCAUCACCACCAUGGACGCUAAAGUUUUAGGGUUUGAACACGUGAAGAUUGCUUAUCUAGAAGAUACCGACUUUGGAUCCAUUUUUAAGGAGUGUGACAAGACAGCUUUCGGACCCUACUACAAGCAUGACGGUUACUUAUUCCGAGAUAAGCGACUAUGCAUACCCCAAGGAUCGAUGCGGGAGCUUAUCACCCGAGAGGCACAUAGUGGAGGACUCAUGGGCCAUUUUGGAGUAGACAAGACCAUGGCUAUGCUUAUGGAACAUUUCUUUUGGCCACAUAUGAGAAAAGACGUCGAACGGUUUUGCGCAAAAUGCAUCACUUGCCUCCGCGCUAAAUCCAGGUCACACCCCCACGGUUUAUAUAUGCCUUUACCUAUUCCUAAUGCUCCAUGGGAGGAUAUUUCUAUGGAUUUUGUCUUAGGUUUGCCAAAGAUUCAACAUAAGGACUCCAUCUUCGUGGUAUUUUGUCCUUUUGAAGUUGUUUAUGGCUUUAAACCAUUAACCCCGCUGGAUUUGGCACCACUACCCCCGGGAUCACAAACCGAUCAAGACGGUAAACGCAAGGCGGAAUUGGUCCAAAAGCUACAUCAAACCGUUAAGGAGAACUUGGAGAAAAAGACGGAAAAAUACAAGCAACGGAUGGACAAGAACCGCAAAGAAGUCAUCUUUGAACCCGGCGAUUGGGUUUGGUUACACUUGAGAACCGAGAGGUUUCCAACGAAGAGAAGUUCCAAACUAUCCCCUCGCGGCGACGGACCUUUCAAGAUAGUCGAACGAAUCAACAACAACGCUUACCGGCUAGAACUCCCAGGUGAGUAUAACGGGUCUAAAAGUUUCAAUGUCACUGACUUAUCUCCUUUUGAUAUAGGACGACCAGUUCUGAGGCCAGAACAUUUUCAAGAGGGAGGGGAUGAUGAGGACAUAGAACCGGACAUCGACGAGUGCUCGACGGACGGCCACGAACCGGUAACGAGUGACCCGACACCAACAAUCCCGACGGUCAUAGUUGGACCAAUGACCCGUUCACGUACGAGGAAGCUAAGAGAAACAUUCAAUGAAGGAGUUGAGGCCCUGAUCAACGCAACCGGCCAAAUGGAUAUUCUAUCGGCCGACCCUCGACCCCCGGACGCGAGUGGAAGCCUCAACAAGUUCCAUCGACCCAACAAUGGAGAACAGACCAACCGAGCUUUGAUCGAGAGCGUUUGGAGAAACAACCCGCAGAACACGAAGAAGCUCGACAAGUACCACCCCCUGGACGCCGGAAAGCUUGUACGGAGCGAAGUCUCGAACCAAGUUGAUCCAAACAACUUGGGCUUCGAUAAUCACUCGAUAAGUGAUGUUUCUGGAGACAACGAUCGAAGCCGAAAUGCCCACGACCGAGACGGAUUGGGAGAUGAUCGAGAGGAGCACUACUACCGCCGUAACGGCAUGUCCGAAGCCCGUAACACCGAGAAUGGAGGACAAGGCCGUAUAGGCUCGUACGAAGUUAAAGACUGCCUAGAGAACAAGAACCAAGGUGAAGAAGAAGAAGGAGAACCAGAGACAACUACGUGGCCUAUCAUUCCUCCGAAUAAGAAGAGGAAGCGGAAAGGCACCGCUGGGAAAAAAAUCCCUUUCUACAGCACGCUCUUCGGGUUGGAAGAGGAUGUCACUGUUGACCGGGUCAUCACUAUGCUUAAGAACAAAAUUGUGGAAGAUAAAGAGAUGCAGCGAAUAUAUGUCUGUUUGGCUUUAGUUGAUGGGUUCCUGGUCCCCACUUCUCAGUAUCCUAAAAUCGUGAAGGAGCACGUUGAAAUGGCUGAGGAUAUGAAUUUUUUCCUUUCCUAUCCUUGGGUCCGUUUGUCCUUCGAAAUGAUGAUGAAGUCUAUCAAAGAGAGAGAUGUCGAGCAAUUGGCUACAACAUGUGUUGUUGUUCAAGGUCUCUUGUACGCUUUACAGCUAGUGAUUCUCCAAGCAGCUCCAGCCAUCCAAGAAGGAUCCCCGUCCGAGGAGCCCGAUUGUAGCGAUUCUGAUGGAGGACCGGUGGCUGAUGUAGGACACCCUUCCGCAGUACCUUUGAAGAUUGCUAACGCCAGACGUCUAGGUUGCAAUUUCGAGUUAUUGGUCGACCCAAUAAUAUGCCCUGAUCUCGAGUUGGAGAAUGAGGAUGAUUUGCCUUGGGAAGAUGAUUCAGAGGACCCAGCGGUUGAUAACAGUGUCUCCCUCGCGCCAAAGGGCUUUUUAUUCAGUAACGAUAUGUUUACCGGUGGCUGUAUACCGUCUCAGCUUGAGCUGGCCCCGAAGAAGCAGAAAAGGGGUGUUAAGGAUAAAAUUAGUUGUGCUCGGAAAGGUCAGAUUGCUCCUCCUAGCCAACCUGCGUGUAGUACUGCUCAACGUUUAUCUUCGGGAGCAGUUUCUGGACUAACCGGAACAUGCAACCUUGCCACCAUGUCGCGAUUGCUUGAUUCAAAACUUGUUGCUUUGGAGGACCGUAUUAUUAAAGGUGUUACCAAUUGGUUUUUAAAAAAUCCAAAUAUAUUUGUUGAAUCUGCUAGAACUUUGGCUAAAGAAGGAUCUGCCGAUAAGCAAGCAGCUGUGCCUCCUCCUCCUGCCCCUACAGUGAAUGGCGUUAAUGAAACACAAACUGCAUUGGAUGCUCAGAACGUUAUUGAUCCUGACAUUUUUGGUAACUCAAUUAUGGAGAUUCUGAAGUGCUAUUCUCCCAACCAAACUGAGGUCACCGGGACUAGGCCGGAGGUACUGCCUCCAUCAUGCUCUAAUAUACAGGAUCCCAUCGCUGGCCAUGGUCGAGGGCCCAUUGAAGUAGAUGGAUAUGAUUUGGUUUCAAGUCCAAUGGUUGGGUUCCUGUCUCAUGUUGGCGUAGUUCCAAGUGGUGGCGGGGUAGAAUCAGCUGCUGUAGAUGAACUGACCGCUGCUGUCGCUGAAGGGACCGGUGACGGAGGCAUUGAAAAGAAGUUGUCUGGUGACAAUACCAGCCGAGAGGUAUUAUAUUGA